UUAAAGACAUCGUCAAUAUGUCGGAAAUUGAAAUUAAGGACUAUGUAAGCUAGCUAUUUGUGCAAGUCGUGGUAAGCUCUUUAUUGAAUUAGGCCUCAUAUGAAAACAGGAAAACAAGUCGCACAAAGGAUAGCUUUUUUAACGUUAUUGGAAUGCAAAAAGUCUGGUAAAAUUGCCUAGAGUAAUAUCCAGUAAACGUACUGUAAAUAUAAUUUAAAAAAACUACAUUGACAACUGACAUUUUUCAACCAGUAUUAGACCUGAUAAUUGGUUACAUGAGAACUACGACGUAUUUAUUACCUAGAUUAAAUCCAGAUGAAAGGGUCGUUUCCAUUAAGACUGAGUGGUAGUUGGUAAUCAGGUACACGUGGCUCAGGUAGCAUAGACAAGGUCCAGUGAUGAUAAAAACAUGUUACCACACUUCAUGUGUCAAGCAAGCACGUGACCACCGAACUCGCACGUGCCGGGUGACUGCGACAGCUAACGACAUGAAGUCAAUCACACGUAAUAUAUGAUAGAGCUGCACGAACGACUCGGGGAACAUUUAGAAACAUUGAACGUGCAUGCUGUGCCUUUAAUGGAGAAAAGACAAGGUGCCGACCGACAGCAGACGACAGCACCAGUCCUGUGAUUGCUCCCUGGCCCGGCAGAUGUUCUCACAAAGGCGGGCCUACGCCGGCGCAGGCUAUUAUAAAGUUAGACAGCUGGUCUGUUACAAAAUUUCCUCACCCGAACGUUUAAACCACACAAAGACUCCCGUAAUUCAGCCAAAUUUUUCCCGGUUAAGCUUUGCUCCCUUCACUCACGUUCCGGUUCAUCUGGCAAACGUCUGCGGAGACCUGACCACAAUGUUCCCGUCUUGACCAUUGUCUAGCGAUGGUGUCACUCGUGUCCGUGAUGUUUGUUGGUCAGUGAUCUAAAAUCCUAGUUAAUCUGGAGAUAUGGAUUUGGGAUGAUGUGUUACAAUACUGUUAUCAGUCGACUAGUUGUAUCAGUGUUGUUCCUUGUACACUCAAGUCACUGUCAAGGUGGACGUAUUUUCGAAUGUACGGACCAAAAUGUUAACGGCAGUAGGAAAACAUUGCACGUGCAGUGUUCAGGUAACAAGGUGAUUCGGAUUAAUGAGGCGAUAUACGGUCUAAAUAAGCUCAAGUACUGUAUGUACACCGUCGGGGACUGUAUAGAGAACAUCGACUUGGACGACGAAUGCUGUGGACGCCAGCAGUGUGACGUCACCAUAUGGAGGGUCUUCUCUGCCAAGUGUGGAUACUACGUCUCAUUCUUCAGGCUAAUAUACGACUGUAUACCAGCUUAUAAAUCGGACUGUGUCGUGUACGUCGACCCCGACGAUCCUAGUACAGAUCGUCUCACCACAGAGACAUUACCGAACACUACGUCAACCAACAUGAUUCCGCCUGUAACAGAGUAUAAGGAUCCUUCCCGACCCAAGAAAGAAGUGACACUCCCAGAAAAUGAAGACAAAGAAGAUCUCACCAUUAUACUCGGAUCAGCUGCUCUCGUGGCAUUACUGCUCGCAGCCAUCUUGACUGUCGUCUUCAUGCUGAGAAGAUACCAAUGGCAAAGUGAAAAACAGUGUUUCUUGUCUAUGUUCGUUGGAAUGUGCACACGACAUCCUCCAGACGGGUGCGAGGACCCGGAUGGUAAUGUACAACAGAGUUCACAUCAGGGUCACGCUGGGCCCGUAUUUCCAGCUACUAUUGACAGAGAAGCGAACAACAACCAGGACAACGAGGGAGUUCCACAAACAGUAUUAACCGUAGAAAGUGACGCGUCUGAUGACAAUCAAAAUAAUGAAAAUGCACCGGAAGUGACGCAAGAUUACACACCGCAAAGCAAACGGAAACGGAAACGAAACGAACCAAGCCCAGACAUAAAAAUAGGUCAGGAUUCAAAGCUCAGAGAAUCACCUAUACUAGAGGAAGAUAUGUCCUUGUACAACCGAAACAUAAUUUUCAGUAAUAAGACUUUUGAUAAACAGGUCGCUGUAAAUGACAAUGAUGAUAUGCAACAUCUCCCACAUGCUAUCAUUCAGUCCAAAAAUAACCAUCCUCCAUCCUCCCGUGUUCUUACAGAGGAAACGGGAACAACUGCAGUGUAGGCGAAUCAUUAAUACUGUGUCCCUUUGUCUGUCUGUGGAGUAAAAGGGUUAUAGUAUAUCCUAUUCUAACUGUAAAUAACAGGUUAUGCUUAGAGUCCUUGAAACAUAACAUCCUAUUUAGUGACUUAAUUAAGUAUAUAUAUCUCUAAAUAGAGUUUACCUUUCGUAAACGUUACCUUCUGUACCAUUAGAUUACCAAUACAUUAAGAUUGAAUGCAGAAAUUAAGUUGAAAUGUAGACAAUAUUUCAUACAUAAAUACUAGCUUUUAAUUUUUAAUUUUUACUGAAAAUCUCGUUAUUUUUGAAAAGAGUACUUCCAUGAUCGUAAAUCAAAUUAUUCAUUUGCGAAAUAUAAACCAAGAAAAGCAACAAUAAUAAGUUAUGCUUUGAUUGCAAUAUACAUGAAAUUUCAUUCUUCAGUUCUUUGCGAAAUAUAGAUAAGUUCAUCAUAAUUGUUUUCUUCAUUUAUUUAACGAACCUCUUCUAUUAAUAUUCAAUUAUUGCAUAAUAUUCCUUUCAUUUAUAGAAGCAGUACGUAGUAUUCUAAUCCAUUAUCAUGUUCAUUGUGCAUACACCUGACCCUAUGCAAUCAUUUACUAUUCAUUGUAUAUAGUUUCAUCCUCUCAGUAUUUUUUUAACACCUUGUAUAUAAUAAUAUCAUAUUCAAUAAACACACUAAACAUGUAGACUUAUAGUAGGAUUCAUCCUUUGUUAUUCCAUUGCCAUACUCAUUAUGUAUAAAUCCAAACAACUCAUACGAUGCAGUAUACUCAUUUUCAUUGUGAAUAGGCCAAACCAAUAUGAUCAAAUACUUGAUAGAAAGGACUGCCCUUGUAUAUAGUCAUCGUUCCGUGCAGUAUGCCUCUAUUAUACUUGUACAUUUAUUUUCAGUGCCCGUUCAACAUAUCCGUAUCGUCACUAAGUACGAAUCUCUCUCAUAAAGUCUUCAUCAUGUUCAAUUUAUAUAUAUAUAUAUAUACAUAUGGGUCAAA
Messenger RNA from Mizuhopecten yessoensis (Yesso scallop), 3111 nucleotides. RefSeq lists its product as uncharacterized. The record is from RefSeq and is a predicted model, not a curated record. The transcript is spliced from 6 exons. Lineage: Eukaryota; Metazoa; Mollusca; Bivalvia; Pectinida; Pectinidae. The coding region runs from base 953 to 2119 and encodes 388 amino acids.